UGGAUCCGCUCACUGUUCGCCGUUCAAAGCAAACUUUAUUUCCUUCAUACACGUAUUACUGUAUUAUCAGAUUCCUAAUGAAUAAACUCCGACCUGACUAAUCUGAGGAGAUGGGAUUAUUAAACAUAGAAGAGCAGUCGCUCCUGGUCCAGGCAGUGUUCAGCCAGAAUGCUGAAAUGGUGGAAUUUUUGUUGGAACAAAUGGAAGAAGUGGAUGAACUGGACCAAGAGUGCCGCACCGCCCUUCAUGCUGCAGCGUAUGUGGGUGGAGUUCAUAUCAUGGAGAUCCUCAUCAGUUCAGGUGCUAAUGUUAACGCUAAAGACCAGGAGUGGUUGACUCCUCUGCAUCGGGCCGCUGCCUCACAGAACGAAGGCUCUGUUGUGCUUCUGCUGAGGAAGGGAGCAGAGGUGAACACACAGGACAGGUUCUGUCAGACGCCACUACAUGUAGCUGCAGCCAACAGAGCCACGGAGUGUGUGGAUGCCCUGCUUCCCUACAUGAGCUGCAUGAAUGUAGCCGAUCGGUUUGGGAGAACGGCUUUACAUCACGCCGUCCACAGUGGACAUGCAGAGACAGUGACCAUGCUUCUAAACAAAGGGACCAACCUGAGUGCCAGAGACAUAAAGGACAGGCAGCCCAUCCAUCUGGCUGCUCAUCAAGGGCAUCUGGAGGUGGUGGAGCUCUUAGUAGCGCGCAGUGCUGAUGUGUCCUGCAGGGAUAAGCAGGGAUUUACACCUCUGCAUGCAGCGGCUCUUAGUGGACAUGCUGAAGUGGUCAAACACCUCCUGAAACAUGGAGCACAGAUUGAUGAAGCAGAUGUUUCUGGUAACAGUGCUCUCCACAUGGUUUGUUAUGCUGGGGAAGAGGUUAUAGCCAGUCAGCUGGUUAACUGUGGUGCCAAUGUUAACCAUUCGAACACCCGCGGCUGCACAGCGCUUCAUCUGUCUGCCGUGUCCAGCGACGGCGCCCUGUGUCUGGAGCUGCUGGUCAACAACGGGGCGGACGUUAACAUUACGAAUAAAGAUGGGAAGAGUCCUUUGCAUAUGGCCGCCACUCAGGGACACUUCACUCGUUCCCAGAUACUCAUUCAGAAUGGUGCUGAGGUGGAGUGUGUUGAUAAAUGUGGUAAUACUCCUCUUCACGCCGCUGCUAAACAUGGUCACGAGUUGCUCAUCGGUUUACUCUUGAAUAACGGUGCAGAUGUGGCCAGGCGAGGCAUUAAUGGGAUGACUCCGUUGCACUUGGCGGUGUUUUACGGAUUUUCAGACUGUUGUGGAAAGUUACUCUCCUCAGGGUUUGACAUAAACACACUGGACAGCCUGGGAAGGACAUGUUUGCAUAUUGCUGCUUCAGGCGGAAAUGUUGAAUGUCUUAAAUUGCUGUUGAACAAUGGUGCUGAUUUGAGUAAAAAGGACAACUUUGGAAGGUCUCCAUUGCACCACACAUCAGUGAACGGCUCAUAUCUGUGUACAGUGGCUCUGGUGAAAGCUGGAGCUGAUGUUGAUGAACUGGAUGUGAAUGGAUGCAGUCCUCUGCACUACGCAGCUGCUGCCCAAACCUCACACAGAUUUGAGCAGAACUGUCCUGACAAAGAACCCAGCAGUGAUCGUGACGAGGAGGCUCUGUGGUGUUUGGAGUUUCUUUUGCAUAGCGGUUCUGAUCCAACGCUGCGUGACAGUAAAGGCUUCAGUCCAGUCCACUACGCAGCGGCCCGUGGAGACAAACACAACCUAAAACUGCUAAUAGAAAUGUCUUUCAAAUGUGUGGAAGAUCUGGAGAGUUGCAUUCCUGUGAGCCCUUUACACUUAGCGGCGUAUAACGGUCACACUGAAGCUCUUCAGGUGCUCUCUGAAACACUGGUGAAUGUGGACUUGCAAGAUUCGAGGGGUCAUACGGCGGUGUAUUUGGCGGCUCUGAGAGGUCACGACCCCUGUGUGGAGCUGCUGCUGCUUCAGGGCGCCUCAUACGCCAUCAGGGAGCACAUCCACAGGUGGACACCCCUACACGCUUCAGCUGCCAAUGGCCAUACUGACUGCCUGCUCAUGCUGUUGAAAAGAGCUGAAAAAGAUGACAUAAUUGACGUCAUGGACAUACAUGGACAGACUCCACUGAUGUUGGCCACACUGGGCGGUCACGUUGACUGUGUCCACAUGCUGCUCGAGAGAGGAAGUAAACCAGACACUGGAGACCGGAGAAGCCGCACUGCUUUACAUCGCGCAGCAGUUGUUGGGAAUGAGGAGUGUGUGUCCGCACUGCUGGUGCAUGGAGCCUUCGCUCUGUGCCGGGACGCUCAUGGCAGAAGCCCUUUGCAUUUGGCUUCCUCUUGUGGUCAUGCGGGACUAUUGCGGCCCUUACUGGAUGCAGCGUCACUUUCAGACCCCCUUGACUCUCUGCUAGACUACAGUGCUUACACACCCACUCACUGCGCUGCUUACCAUGGGCACAAUGACUGUCUCGAAGUUUUACUUGAAUAUAGACCAUCAAGCUUCCAGGAAGGAAAUGCCUUCACACCAUUGCACUGUGCACUAAUCACUGGUCACGAUGGUGCCGCUCAACUGCUUGUUGAAACUAUAGGACCAAAGAUCAUGAACCUCAGAGAUGCCAAAGGAAGGACUCCACUACAUGCAUCUGCACAUGCAGGAAAUACGGCAGCACUGCAUCUGGCGUUGGCCUCCGGUUCAGAUGUAAACUCAGUUGAUUACACCGGACGCUCUGCAUUAAUGGUUGCUGCUGAAAAUGGGCAUACGUCUGCUGUCGACAUCUUGCUUCAUCAGUCCAGGGCGAACCUCUCACUUCUGGACAUCGACAGAAACUCGGCACUUCACAUGGCUUGUAGAAGAGGUCAUGAAAUGUGUGCUCUUCUCAUUCUGGCUGAGAUUGACGACCCCUCGCUCAUCAAUGCCACAAAUAGUGCACUUCAAACGCCUCUGCAUAUUGCAGCAAGAAAUGGUCUUGCCACGGUGGUGGAGGUUCUGCUUACUCGAGGUGCAGCGCUUCUGGCCCUGGAUGAAGAUGGUCAUACUCCAGCGUUGGCGUGCGCUCCAAAUAAAGAUGUGGCGGACUGCUUGGCUCUCAUCAUUUCCACUAUGAAGCCUUUUUCUGCUGGCACCAGCUGUGGCAUCAGUCUGAUGAAGCACUGUGGCAUUGCUGUAUCCCAUCAGCCCUUGUCCAACAUACAACUGAUUACAGAGGAACCGUAGGACUGAGUGAACACCACACUAUAUACCUUUAACAAACUGCACCGCUCCUUCCUAUCCAGACUGAAGGUAUUAGAAUGUACUGUCUAUUAUACAUCGCUACUGUUUUAUCAUCAUGCAGUAUAAACAGUAACAUAUUAAUUUGUAGUGCAAUAAAUCUUUAACAAAUGCCA
This is a messenger RNA of Rhinichthys klamathensis goyatoka, 3370 nucleotides long. RefSeq names its product serine/threonine-protein phosphatase 6 regulatory ankyrin repeat subunit C-like. Gene Ontology annotation, molecular function: protein binding. The transcript is spliced from 28 exons. Lineage: Eukaryota; Metazoa; Chordata; Actinopteri; Cypriniformes; Leuciscidae. The record is from RefSeq and is a predicted model, not a curated record. The coding region runs from base 111 to 3200 and encodes 1029 amino acids.